Paraphaeosphaeria sporulosa is the source of this 1224-nucleotide messenger RNA. Its product is annotated as acetyl-CoA synthetase-like protein. The record is from RefSeq and is a predicted model, not a curated record. The annotation marks the transcript as partial. The transcript has 6 exons. NCBI's taxonomy places the organism in Eukaryota, Fungi, Ascomycota, Dothideomycetes, Pleosporales, Didymosphaeriaceae.
GGAAACCGAUUAAUGCCUGUGAUGGUGGAUGAGGUAGCGGCGGAGACACCAGACCGUGUUUGCUUUUCGAUUCCGCGUUCGACAGAUCUGAAAGCUGGCUUUCAUGAUAUCACAUUUCAGACUUUUGCCAAUGCUAUCAACAAGACUGCCAGUUUCAUCGAAAGGGAGAUUGGCAGAAGUUCUAUGUUCGAGACUGUCAUGUAUAUGGGCAUUCAAGACGUGAGGUAUUUCAUUGUUUUAUUCGCGUUAAUGAAGACAGGCCACAAAGUAUUAUUUAGCUCUCAUCGCAAUAGCGUAGCGGGCCACACCGACUUGGUUAAACAGACUGAUUGCGGGAUCAUCAUGUAUACGAAUGGCCUUUCAUGUGCAGGUAUUAUUGAGGCGUCAAGAAUGGAGACAUUGUGCAUGCCAGAGCUCGACUAUUUGUUCGACGACUCAGUACACACCGACCCGUAUCCGUAUACCAAGACCUUCGAGCAAGCGAAACAUCACCCGUGCAUGGUCACUCAUACUACCAACUCAACAGGAAUGCCGAAACCAGUGAUUUGGACACACUGGUUGCUGGCAACGACAGAUGCGCAACGCCUUGUUCCAGACUUCGAUGGACGACCAACAGUGUGGAAUAAGGUGUUUGACAGCUCUGAGAGGUGCUAUUCUGGAGUACCAAUAUGUGACAGCGCUGGAAUCGUUACGGCUCUGGUGGAAGUACUACUCAAUGGCUGCACAGUGGUAUUGGGGCCGCCCAACAAUCCUACCGCAAACACAUUCGAACAGGUCGUUACGUAUGGACGCGUAGAUGCUGCAAGCCUGCUACCUAGGACUCUCGAGGAAAUCGCUAGCUCUCAGACUGGGUUAGCAUUACUCAGUCGGUUGAAGUAUGUUGCCUAUGCUGCAGGCUCUUUAUCUCCUCGUGCAGGUGAAAUUUUGUCGAGGUACACUCACCUCUACUCACUCAUGGUCAGCACAGAAACUGGCUCAAUAAUCCAACACGCAACCGAUCGGGAAGACUGGCAAUACAUGUGCAUAAACCCCAAAUACAAUGGCAUCGAAUGGCGCCCAAGAGGAAGCCUUUAUGAGCUGGUCUUCAAGAAAAGCAACGAUCUCGCAGACGUCCAAGGGAUCUUCAAGACAUCCUUGCGAUCCCAAGAAUGCUCGAUGGGGGAUCUGUACUCGAAACAUCCUACGAAACCACACCACUGGAAACACGAAGGCCGCACAGAUGAU